AUGACAGUUCCUUUUCAGAGAAGACCUCUCUGGGGUCCCCUAACCAGCUCUCCUCUACAGAAAUUCAAUUUGUUCAACUGGGUUAAAGACCUUCACCUGUAUGCACGUAAGCUCAAAUGGAAAAAAUUCUUCCUCACUCACGACACUCGUAUGUGUCAGGAGUUGGGUAUUAGGAUGGAGGAGCUAGAAGAUGUACAGCUACUUGCGGGUCUGUAUGAGGAAGGUACCAGGGACAUUGGUGAUGGACCAUUCACAGAUUUACGACAUCCUUCUAAGAUGUUCCCCCCAAUUAGUGACAAUACCCCCAUUGACACCUUUGUCACGGUUGUCACCCAGGACCUUCAUAAUUUGAAGGGCCAAACUGCAGGUCCUGACAACCUCAGUCCCCAGGAAAGAACAGCAUUGGGAGGCUUAGAGGGUGAUACCAACAUAGUUAUCAAGCCCUCAGAUAAGGGGGGUAAUAUUGUCAUUAUGGAUCAAGAUGCGUAUCGUGACAUGUGCCUUACCAUCCUACGAGAUGUAACCACGUACAGACGUCUCCCAUCGGACCCAACUUCUAUUUUUAGUGAACAACUGUCCACACUCCUAAAGGCAGCGGCUAGGGAGAGACUUAUAAGCAAGACCGAGUUUGAGUUUCUGUCACCCAAGUUCCCAAUUCGUGCUGUGUUUUACAGCCUCCCCAAGCUGCACAAGCAGAGCAUACCAUUGAAAGGCAGACCCAUCGUGUCGGGGGUUGGGAGCCUCACAGCUAACAUUAGCACAUAUGUUGAUGUGAUCUUGAGGCCCUUUGUGGCAUGUUUACCAUCGUAUGCCCGUGACACGAUGGAUGUUUUACAACGCCUUGAGGGUAUUGUCUGUGAGGCAGACACGUGGCUGGCCAGUUUGGAUGUGGAGGCUCUAUACAGCUCUAUUCCGCACGACAAAGGGUGUCAAGCUGUACGGACCUUCCUCCAACAGAGAGGUGCACAUCUUAUCCGCCACAACACCUUCGUGAUGGACUUACUAGAAUUUGUCCUUAAUCACAAUGUGUUCUUGUUUGACCGUCAGGUUUUCCACCAGCUCAGGGGAGUUGCGAUGGGUAGUCCAUGUGCCCCGACUUACGCAAACCUCUACCUGGGCUGGUGGGAAAAGGAGGUCGUGUUUGGCGAUUCCAUGGAACAGUACACGUCGUCGAUAUUAAUCUGGAUCAGGUAUAUCGACGACGUGUUUCUGCUAUGGAAGGGGUCCAAGGACUGGUUUGCUAAAUUUGUAGCUGAACUAAACAGUAACCAGUUGGGCCUAUUUUUUACGUCCGAUAUACAGGAGAGGGCAAUUACAUUUCUGGAUUUGACUGUCACUGUGUCAUCAGACAGGAGAAUCACGACCAACUUGUUCCGUAAGCAGACAGCUACAAACAGUCUGCUGAGCGUGGGACAAACGGCAAGCAUUCUCCUCCAAAUAAAUCCUAGUGAAGUUGAAAGUCUGAAUGAUGGAAUAAACUUCUUCAGGAAUAAGGAAACAGGAAAGAACUUUAUUGUAUUUAAAGAUGGUGAAGUAUUGCGUGCGUGUAAAAAUGUAUGUAAGCAUCAAGGUGGAACCUUCAUUAGAGACAUUGAAGACCUCGAUAGCAGAACUGUUCGCUGUACCAAACACAACUGGAAGCUGGAUGUUAGCACCAUGAAAUACGUCAACCCUCCGGAUAGUUUCUGCCAAGAAGAGCUAGUCAUUGAAAAGGGUGAAGACGAUGGCAUAUCACUUGUCGAAUUAAAUCCACCAAAUCCCUGGGAUACUGACCCUCAAAUUCCAAAGGAUUUAGAAAUUGGAGAACUUCAGAUUGCCUAUCUCACUCAUGCCUGCAUGGAGUUGAAGCUUGGUGAAACAUACAUGGUUUUUGACCCCUGGCUGACCGGUCCAGCCUUUGCUCGAGGAUGGUGGCUGCUUCAUGAGCCGCCUUCUGAUUGGUUGGAGAGAUUGUGCAGGGCAGAUUUAAUUUAUAUAAGUCACAUGCAUUCUGAUCAUCUAAGUUAUCCAACAUUGAAGAAGCUUUCUGAAAGAAGACCAGAUGUUCCAAUAUUUGUGGGCGAAACUGAACGCCCAGUCUUUUGGUACUUGGAAAAGAGUGGCAUUAAUCUAACAAAUGUCAAUGCUGUUCCUUUUGGAAUAUGGCAGCAGGUCAAUGAACAUCUCCGCUUUAUGAUUCUGAUGGAUGGUAUUCACCCUGAAAUAGAUACAUGCAUCAUAGUAGAAUAUAAAGGUCAUAAAAUACUUAAUACAGUAGACUGUACUAGGCCAAAUGGGGGAAAACUCCCCACAGAUGUUGCUGUAAUGAUGAGUGACUUUGCUGGAGGUGCAUCAGGAUUUCCAAUGACAUUCAGUGGCGGAAAGUUUACAGAGGAAUGGAAGUCACAGUUCAUCAAAACAGAGAGAAAGAAACUGCUAAACUACAAAACCCAGCUGGUAAAGGAUUUGAACCCUCGUAUCUUCUGCCCAUUUGCUGGUUACUUUGUUGAGGCCCACCCAUCAGAUAAAUACAUUAAGGAAACCAACUUAAAGAAUGAUGCUGCAACAUUAAAUCAACUUAUUAAUCAAGUAUCAAAUGUCAUUACAUGGACCCCGAAGCCAGGAGACAUACUGGAUGUGGGGAGGUUACUGAAAGACCCAGCUGAUAGAGACGGAAUUGUUCAUAUGCCUCCAGGAACAAAAAUCUUUAAAGAGUCUUGGGACUUUGAUACAUACCUAGAUGCCAUGUCCGUUUCAUCUAAAGAUGAGAUCUUCAGCUACCCUUCCUGGGUUAUAGAAUAUUUUACCUGGGCUGGAUUUAAAGACUAUAAUCUUGUAGUCAGGAUGAUUGAAACUGAUGAUGAUUUUAAUGAUCUAUCUAGAGGAUAUACCUACUUGGUAGAUUUCUCUGACUUAUCUUUCCCUGCUGUAAGACCAAGUCGUGACCAUGCAUAUGAAGAGAUACGAACUCGAGCUACGGUCAUGAGACAUGUAGUAAAGAAUGGACUUCUAUGGGAUGAUUUGUAUAUCGGAUUCCAAACUCGUAUUCAACGGGACCCAGACAUCUACCACCAUCAAUUUUGGAACCAUUUUCAGAUCAAACUGCCAUUGUCACCACCGGACUGGGACGCAUUUUUGAUGAGAGAGAAACAAAAUAGGAAUAAUUCACAGAGCUGCAACAUGAUGUGAACCAUGGGAUCAAGAAUGGCUUAC
Bufo gargarizans (Asiatic toad) is the source of this 3192-nucleotide messenger RNA. Its product is annotated as cytidine monophosphate-N-acetylneuraminic acid hydroxylase-like. Lineage: Eukaryota; Metazoa; Chordata; Amphibia; Anura; Bufonidae. The transcript is spliced from 14 exons. Gene Ontology annotation, molecular function: 2 iron, 2 sulfur cluster binding. The record is from RefSeq and is a predicted model, not a curated record. Bases 1 to 3168 code for a protein of 1055 amino acids.